AUGAGACAAGAUGAAAUCUCAGAUAAAGAAAAAACAUUACUUGGACUAAGUGCAGAACCUAAUAAGUCACAUACUAAAGAAAAACAAAGUAAAACAGUAUCUGCAAAUAUGGAGAUUUGCUAUGACAAGACAGUCAUUUUGACAACUGAUUAUGGUAGAAAGUAG
Messenger RNA from Dentiscutata erythropus, 165 nucleotides. Lineage: Eukaryota; Fungi; Glomeromycota; Glomeromycetes; Diversisporales; Gigasporaceae. The record is from the annotation of a GenBank genome assembly.